AUGGUGGGCAAGAAAUCGGGCAAGGCCCUUCGCGACGAAGGCCUGGAGCGAACAGACAACAAUAUGCCUCUGACGAACUGGCCGCAGGUCGCACCCAUCAACCAAAAAAACUACUACACCGAAUAUCUCAAGAGAGACGAUCAGUUCCUUGCCUUUCGCCUGGCCAACGAAGAAGCGCGCACCAAGAUGACCAAAAAAGCCAAAGAUCGUGACCGCGCCCGUGCGAUGGACAAGUCGACCGCCAACGACGAAGCGGACGCAGAAGUUGACGCCGAUGCUGACGAAGAUGCAAACUCCGAAGAUGAAGACGACACAGAAACUGAAGCUGCAGGAUCUAAAGUAAUCGUGAUUCACGUGGGCAGUCAAAAUCUGCGGAUCGGGCUAUCGAGCGAUGCGUUGCCAAAGACCAUGCCUAUGGUAAUCGCGAGAAAGUCUCAAAUCAACGAAAGCGACGAGCGAGAAGAGCCGAAGCCGAAGAGACUAAAGCGAGAUGAUGGAACUGACGAAGAUCCCGAGCGAGCAUUUGGUGAAGAGUGGUCCUCUCAUUACACCAAAAUGUCGGCAGACCUCAAAGCCCGUAUGAAGGCGAACAAGAGACGCAUGCUGCCCAACCCAAAGGAGGGUGUUAUCAACUUCAAUCGCAAACAAACGCCGGAUUCAAUCUCAGAGCAUAACGAUCCCGAGCGAGUUGAUUGGACAGAACUUGAGAACCCUGCGCCAGAGUACAUUGUUGGUCAACCCGCCUUAAGGAUUCCCGAUGCCUCCAAGCCCCGCUACAAGAUCAGCUGGCCCAUUCAGUAUGGAUGGUGCAAUGAGCGUGACUACAACAGCAAGCGAAUGCUCUUCACUGAUAUCUCUGUCAUUAUCGAAGAGGCCAUCAAGACUCAACUGGGGCUUACUCGAAAGAAAGAGUGGUCGCAGUACUCCUGUGUCUUCGUCAUUCCUGAUCUGUAUGAAAAGUCAUACGUCACACAGAUUCUGGAGAUGCUGAUGCGCGAAUUCUCGUUCGCUCGCGUCUGCUUCAUUCAAGAAAGCUUGGCCGCGACCUUUGGUGCUGGAUUUACUUCCGCUUGUGUUGUUGACAUCGGAGCGCAAAAGACGUCGAUCUGCUGCGUAGAGGAAGGCAUGUGCAUCGAGAACUCCCGAGUCAAUCUGAAGAUGGGCGGAAACGAUGUGACGGAAACCUUUAUCAAAAUGAUGCUGCACGACUACUUCCCAUAUUACGACAUUAACCUAUGGCGACGAUACGAUUAUCUCCUGGCCGAGGAGUUGAAGAAGAACAUCUGCACCCUCGAUGAGGCUAAAGUCUCCCCUCAGGCAUAUGACCUCCACCUCCGCGUUUCGGGUCAUGACACGCAAAAGCACAAUUUCAAGGUCUUCGACGAAGGCCACUUGGCGCCAAUGGGCUUCUUUGAGCCCACAAUCUUCGACAACCAAAUGAAGCUCACAGGACGACGAAAAUUGAUUGAAAGAUCCACGGACAUCUACGACGGCCAGCCUAACGAUCCUACUUCCGCCGCCCAAUCCGAGAUUAUGACAGCUCUUGCGCCUCCGCUCGCUCCCAAUGAGAAGAUGAAUGGAGAGUCCGAAAGUCAAGCUGCUCCAGCUCGCCCAGCGCUUGGUCGGAUUCAGGAGCAAGAUGCCACUCCGCGGUCCUCGGUCGCCGGAUCUCCUGCGCCGGAGAACGCCGGAACUCCUCAGGCUGGCGGAACCACCGCGCCCGCUUCUGUACCGACGACUCAGUCCGCCCGUGAUCCUGUCGAAUACCGAGAUGAUAUUCUACCUAUCUUCCCUCUCGACAAUGCCAUUCUGACCUCUAUCGCCCAUGCCGCUCGCUCGGAUGAGAAAAAGAUGCGUGAUUUUAUUGGUGGUAUCAUGGUGGUUGGAGGUGGAAGCCUCACGAACGAACUACAUGCUUUCCUUGAGGCACGAUUGAAGGCUCUUCGCCCCGGUUUCUUGAAAGAGAUCAUGAUCGGCGUGCCGCCUCGUGACUUGGAUGCCCAGGUGGUCGUUUGGAAGGGUGCAAGCAUCUUCGGUAAACUGGAUAACACGAAUGACAGCUGGAUCGGCCAGCUUGAAUACGAUCGACUGGGCCAUCGUCUACUGACGCACAAGUGCAUGUGGGCCUAUUAG
This is a messenger RNA of Penicillium diatomitis, 2133 nucleotides long. RefSeq names its product putative chromatin remodeling complex subunit (Arp8). NCBI's taxonomy places the organism in Eukaryota, Fungi, Ascomycota, Eurotiomycetes, Eurotiales, Aspergillaceae. The record is from RefSeq and is a predicted model, not a curated record. Gene Ontology annotation, biological process: double-strand break repair; regulation of DNA-templated transcription. Gene Ontology annotation, cellular component: Ino80 complex. The transcript is spliced from 4 exons. The coding region runs from base 1 to 2133 and encodes 710 amino acids.